GUCUGUGCUCAGUGUCAAUGGAGUGGUUUAGACAGCCAGGGCUGCCAGAGUUCAGGAGAAAAGAGAAGCUCUUCAGGGUUCAGCUAGUCAGGAAGGGCUGCCUGGAGGAGGAGGAAGAGGCACUAUGAUCUGGUCCUGGCCUUUGCCCUUUGCCCACAAGGUGGGUUGGAGGUGGGGAGGUUGACUCAGGAUGCGUCAGCCCAUGUGGCUUGCCCUUUGGUUUUAUGAUGGCCACCUCAGCAGUAACAACCUUUGACCCCAAGUGAGCUCCCAUGAGAUGGGUGGAGAUGCCAGGCCAUCUCAGAGGCAGAGUGGCUUGUCAAGGGGCAGAAGCAGUGCUGAGUCUGUGCCUCCAGAACCAUGGGAACAGGACUCCGAAGCCAGUCCCUGCGCGGACCCCGGACCUCCUAUGGCAAGCUUCAGGACCCUCGGGGGAGGCCGCAGGAGGGCCGGCUCCGUCGGGCGCUGAGCCUCAGACAGGGGCGAGAGAAAUCCAGGCCCCAGAGCCUCGAUGGAGGCGCAGAAGCACUGGACUGCCCUAGUCAGGAGCGGCUGCCAGGCGGCCUGGGGGACACAGAGCAGCUGAUCCAAGCCCAGCGAAGAGGCAGCCGGCGGUGGAUGAGGCAGUACCAGCAGCAGGUAAGAAGAAGAUGGGAAAGCUUUGUCGCCAGUUUCCCCAGUGUGACCCUGAGCCAGCCAGCCUCCCCAGAGCCCCUACUGGACGCCACGAGCUAAGGAUGCUGGGAGUGGUGGUGGGCCCAUUCUGCACCCAAAGGAGAUCCAGUGUUGGCUGACCUACCUCUUCACAGAGCUUCUGGACUGUGGAUGCAGCACCUCCUCCAUGUGGACUGCUCUGGCUUCCUCCAUGAGGCCUGAGGAGACCUUGGCCACUAGCUCACUUAAAGCCCUGUGUGAGCUAUGCCAACUUUCUGGGCCUCCCACCCCAAGGCUAGCUCUCCACAAAGACGCUGACAGGACUGAGAAGAAGCGGACCCCUGAGGGAUUCUGGGCAUGGAGACCCCUUGGACUAUGGUAUGCAUGAGGGUCUGAGAAGCCUGCCCAGAAGUGGGGGUGUUGAUGUCUUUGGCCCCUCCUCAAGACGAGUCGUAAACGUCCAGGACAGAGCUUGGUGAAGCCAGACCCAUGGCUGAGAGCCUCUCAGACACCAUCUGGUCGACAGACCAUGGCCCAACCAUGCUUCUCCCCAGCUGCUAAUGGUAGGCAGGGACACUAGGUCUCCUUCCCAGAUGGGGAGCCCAUUGAGGGCAAGGACCACAUCUGGGCUGCCCUCAGCAGCAGGCACUCAGUAUAUUAUCUUCCAUCCUCCCACCACCCUGAUGAAG
Molecule: messenger RNA, 1343 nt
Organism: Loxodonta africana (African savanna elephant)
Lineage: Eukaryota; Metazoa; Chordata; Mammalia; Proboscidea; Elephantidae
Gene: C7H11orf86
Product: chromosome 7 C11orf86 homolog
Exons: 2
Coding region: 361-735 (124 amino acids)
Source: RefSeq, a predicted model, not a curated record